GUACUUGACUUGUGUUUGUAGAAAGUUUCACUGAACAGAAUCCGCCGGAAAGCUAACCAGCAAUCUCCACUGGUUGUUCGACUUCUGGGUCACCCUGGCGGAGGAAAGUCAUCCCUUCUGGAAUCGAUUCUACGCCGUCGCCGUUUCUUAGGCAAAGUCGUGAAUUUCUUCCGCGGUGACCAAUGCGAUACGAUACUGGCCUCCAGGACACGAGGUAUGCAACGUUACGUGGAUACCUACGGUACGAUAUACCUCGACCUUGGAGGUCAGUAUCGAUUCAUGUCACAACAUCAGCGACUGACGAAAUUUUCCGACGUCUGGGCUCUCAAUCUGCUCACGGUGUCGGGAAUGGAGCCCAUCGUGAACAUGAGACGCUGGAUCCGCACCUGGGCAGAUUUUAUUGCCUGCAGUUGCGCAGAGGGCACAACCACUCGCAACAAAGCUCUUAUUGUUGUGACACGCCGGGACCGACUCUCCAAGGAGCAAAUGACCGCCAUUGAGAAGGAGUGUGCAACGCUGCAGAACAUCUUAGGCGUGCAUCUGGAAUUCCUGGAUGAACCGAUCCCAUUCGUCAAUGCCAUCAGCGCGACAUGUGAAGGUGUGGCUGCAUUGAGAGAAUUGAUCCAACGACACAAGGAAAAGGUGCAACAAGCAUCUGGACCUGAUUCGGAAGUUGUUGCGUCCAUUUCGGAGGCACACCUGGAGAAUGUUCGUGAUCAAUGCAGAGACAGUCCUGCUAUCAGCACCGACCAGUUUAUGGAAUUCCUGGCUGGAGCAAUUGCUCGCUUUGAUUACAACUGCGGUGACUCUUCAAUACCAGUUGAAGCGCUGAAGGAAGUCCUGGAUGUCAACAUGGAGCUGUUCAACCUCCAUCAGAAAGCGCUGGUGUUCUAUUUUCCGGAUGCCAAGCUGGUGGUCGUUCAACCUCUAUGGUUGAUGAGUGACAUCACAGGAAAAUUCUAUUCGCCAAAGUCAUUUCCUCCACCGAUAAUUACCUGUGAUGAGUUUGGAUUCGCUUCGCACAGCCAUGUCAUUGAAGUACUGGCCAAAGAUUCGCCGGUGCGUGGUGAAGACGCUCUCGACAUUGCCGUACGCCUAGGUAUGUGCCAUGUAACCGAGGAUGGUGAGCAAGUCAUGAUUCUUCCUGCACAGGCUGAAUCACGCACUAGUCUGCACUGGGAGAAAGCCAACCCCGACCAGCACAUCUACUACACUGGUCGCCGUCUCUACUGUAAGUCUGGUGUCGCUAUCAGCGCAGCGUUGAUGCCCACCAUACAAAUGUCACUCGUCAACUCCUUCACCAACAGGACACGCAGGUUUCCUGUCUGGCAGGGAGGUGUUCGUGUUUCGCUACCUCAGUACGUGAACACGGACACACUGGUGGAGAUCCCACACGGUCAACUCGCGCUCAACAUCAUAACCAGAGGGCCCGACCAGCGUAGCGUGACUACUCAGCAGGAAACUAUCUGGGACCACAUCUCUGCUCUUCCUCGCCAACAAUCUCCUGGUUCUGACAUGUCAACGGCGUUCGUCGAUGAUGGGUGCCUGCCGAGUAGCAAUCUUCUGCGACAGCGGGAUCAGCAAGGAGACCUGGAUGCUACCAUGGAGUUCCUUUCCAGUGAGCGACUACGUGCUCAGUUUGUCAUGCCUGAUGAGCGGGUGCCCGACGCAAGAAAAUAUCAUCCGUAUGCUGUGUCUGCAAGCUGCUGUAAUGCAGGUACGGUUGAGGAACGUCGCAGAGCCGCUCGUCUCUGCUCAGCCUUCUAUCAGCAUCGCAUUCUUCUACGCCCCGACUUUCCACUGCACGACUGUCUUCUCAGACUGAUAGAAUGUGGACAGGUGAAUAUAUCCUUCCUGGACGACGUGGACGAAUGUCUGAGGAACUGCCAGACCAAGAUGGCUACUGAUCUGUUUCGUGGGUCGAUUUCCGACUUGCCUGACAGUGUGGUGCUAACCCUAGUGGAUGAAAUCCUUCCCAAGAUAGCCAGUGCCAAAGAUCUGUAUCAGGCAAUGCUGGAGUGUCCAGGUCGGGUCCUCUGUACUGUCUGCCCUAGUGAUAUCCACUCCACGACUGCUGCUUCUGAUGACGUCGCCAGACCAGCAACUGAGGAGUACAAUCCCUGGGACCAUCCAGAUUUCUGCCUGGACAAGUACCGAAGAUGGAUAAUCUCACUGAACUCCAGAGCGUUCCGCGACAAAGCCAUAGCACGGAUGCUUCUUGCAGACAACCUGGAUAUCAGGCACUUCAUUGAGCUAGAGAGACGUGAGGGCUCAAAUGUACACAACGAGCAACUGCUGCAGCACAUGCAGGGGUCUGGGCGUGCAUCGUUCAUCAUCUUCUUGGACAUCAUCACAGACAUGAACUCACUCUUCGCAUUCAAGCGUACUGAGUUUGAGGCUCUCCUUGAUCGGCCAUGAUGCCUCUGUUGUCAUGACUACCCAGGCGAUGUUUCUCUGGGAUCUUUCGCUACUGCUGACUUCCAGUUGUCCAUUAGACGUGUAUCGAUCGUCUCCACUUGGACUUACCCUGUGAAGUAUAGGUCGAGGAUGGAUUGAUGAUAAGCUGAUGUAUUAUGAUUUUCUGCAUGUGGUUUAUAGCCGCGUUUCAACAGACGUUUCUCCAGCUCGUUCUCUUGAAAUGGUUUAACUGUCCUUGAUCUCUUCCUGAUGAGGAAGUAUUUCUGGCAACAUGUAUUCUGUUUUCUCUGGCAAGUGCCACAGUUGUGCAUUGCUGUUCACUGUCCACCAGUUCAUGAUGAUGAUGAUGAUGAUGAUGUUAUGUCCACAGUGAUGAUGUCAUUCACUAAUCCAUGCUUUCAUGCCCAUAAGAUGAUGUAAUGCCCCAUAGUGAUGAUGUCAUGCCCACAUCGUUGAGCAAUGUACACUGCUUAUCUAUUUUACUCUAUUCAAAUCCCAAUUGGAGCUCUACAUUUUGUAUUCACUCACUCUUGUCUUGUAUUACCAGCUCAGUCCACUGGACAGUGAGCACUCUGAACAGCCUGAUGAUGCACUCAUGCACAUAGACAUUUGUACUUAUACCUAUGCAUGUUUUCUUGGUGAGGACCGCUUCCAUUGUGUACUUAUACCUAUGUAUUUAGCACAUAGACACCUGUACUUCCACACAUGUAUUUUACAUACCUAGUAGUGUUUCAUCCCUCCGCCCUUCUGUUGAUUCCCUACUAUCCCCCUUGGCCGCUGAUGAGCCCUGGGAUUGAUAUUCUACCGGUAUGUCGCUGACAGUUGAUUUUAUAUUAUUGGCCGAGUGAAUGCUGGAGAGCCAGUCUGUAUCUUCUGUUAGCUCUGUCAAAUAGUCAUUGCCUUUACCACA
This is a messenger RNA of Sycon ciliatum, 3328 nucleotides long. RefSeq lists its product as uncharacterized. The coding region runs from base 217 to 2418 and encodes 733 amino acids. The transcript has 7 exons. The record is from RefSeq and is a predicted model, not a curated record. Lineage: Eukaryota; Metazoa; Porifera; Calcarea; Leucosolenida; Sycettidae.